AUGUACUGGAUCCGGUCGAAGAAGCUGCGCGAGCGGCUAGCACUCGGAUUCGGUGCCCUGCUCGUCCUCUUUACGCUACUCCUGGUGGUCGAUCUUCAGAUGGAUCUGGGUGUGUCCAGGGGUGAGUUUAUCCCGUCGCACGCACGUAUCCGGUACGCAAACCAGCAGGAUCGUAGCGGUAUCUACAACGAGUUUCACCGGAAGUAUCUCGCCAAAAGCAAUGCGUCCGGUUCGAAGGAGUACCUAACGACGAACGCGCAGGCACAACACCGCGGUCACACCGACACCUCCGGUCCGGGCUAUCCCGGCAAGUCAGCGUCGACGACAACUGCGCCACCACCGCACGAUCGCUUCAAGGACCUAACCGCACUGGUAGUGGCACCGCGCGCCAGCAAACACCGGGCGCCGCAACCUUUCGAGCGGAUUAUUGUACGCGAGGAAUCGUACGCGGACGAACCGUUGGACGAAGAUGAAGCCAAUCCAACGUUGGGCGAACUGUUGGACCUGCGGCCCAGCCCAAACGCGUCCAACCUGGAACGGUUCCAGUUGCGCAUCUCCAAGCGCGAACUGUACAGCCGGGACGAUACGUUAGUGAAUGCGGUUAUCGACGACAUGAUACGAUUGCCCAUCCAGCACGUGGUACAGAAGGAGGGUGGCACACAGCUGAAGCUGAUCAUCGACUACCCAAACGAGGUGCACGCACUGUUCAAGCCGAUGCGGUUUCCGCGUGAACAGCAAACCCUACCGAAUCACUUCUACUUCACCGAUUACGAGCGACACACGGCCGAGAUUGCUGCCUUCCAUCUUGACCGGUUGCUUGGUUUCCGGCGAGCGAUGCCGGUGACCGGGCGCAUCCUUAACAUCACCACCGAAAUCUACCAGGUGGGCGACGAGGUACUGCUGAAGACGUUCUUCGUGUCGCCGUCCAGCAAUCUAUGCUUCCACGGCAAGUGUUCGUACUACUGCGAUACGUCACACGCGAUCUGCGGCAAUCCGGACACGCUCGAGGGUUCGUUUGCCGCGUUCCUGCCAACGCAGGACGACACGCAGCGCAAGGUGUGGCGGCAUCCGUGGCGCCGGUCGUACCACAAGCGCCGGAAGGCGCAGUGGGAAACGGACUCCGACUACUGCACGAUGGUGCGUGACAUUCCACCGUACGACGAGGGUCGCCGGUUACUCGACCUGAUGGACAUGUCCGUGUUUGAUUUUCUUACCGGCAACAUGGACCGGCACCAUUACGAAACGUUCAAAAUCUUCGGCAACGAUACGUUCCCGAUUCACCUUGACCACGGUCGCGGCUUCGGCAAACCGUUCCAGGAUGAGCUGUCCAUCUUAGCGCCAGUGCUGCAGUGCUGUUUAAUCCGAGCGUCCACACUUGAGACGCUGCUUCGCUACCACAACGGUCCGAAAUCACUGUCGGAGGCGAUGCGCGAAUCGAUGGCCAUCGAUCCGAUCGCACCGGUCCUGUGGGAGCCACACUUGGAGGCGCUAGACCGACGGGUUGCGAUCGUGCUGCAGGCUGUGCGUGACUGCAUAAGGAAAUCUGCGGAAGAGGACGACGGUAUUCCUGACGUUCCCAACGCGCUCGGUGAGAAGGAUACUGUGGCGAGGAAUGGAUUCUAUCGUUCCUAG
Anopheles marshallii is the source of this 1632-nucleotide messenger RNA. RefSeq names its product extracellular serine/threonine protein CG31145. Gene Ontology annotation, biological process: protein phosphorylation. Gene Ontology annotation, cellular component: Golgi apparatus. The record is from RefSeq and is a predicted model, not a curated record. Bases 1 to 1632 code for a protein of 543 amino acids. The transcript has a single exon. Gene Ontology annotation, molecular function: protein serine/threonine kinase activity. Lineage: Eukaryota; Metazoa; Arthropoda; Insecta; Diptera; Culicidae.